Molecule: messenger RNA, 1112 nt
Organism: Dentiscutata erythropus
Lineage: Eukaryota; Fungi; Glomeromycota; Glomeromycetes; Diversisporales; Gigasporaceae
Source: the annotation of a GenBank genome assembly
AAAAUUAUACAAUUCCAGAUAUUGCAAUAAUGAAAGGUAUUCGUAAUGCACUUGUCGAUCUACGUGAAUUUCAAAUUCAUGGAACUUGUUAUAUGGCUUCCGCUGAAGCAUUAGACAACAUUUCAAACAUUUUAACUAUAAUGUCCCAUUUUUCGAGUAAUAUUCAUUCCAUGAAUAUUGAUUGCUGUCAUCGAGAUUUUCGAUUAGGUAAAAGAUUAUGUUCGUUAAUCGAAUCUCAAUCACAUCUUCAAAAUUUAUUGAUCGAAGAUUCUAGUUGGAAUUCAACUUUAACACAAAGUCUUAAUUCUGUUUUUUCAUGUCAAUUUUGUCACUUAAAGAACGUUACUAUCUCUGGUUUACCUCUUGAUAAUUCAUUUCUGACAAAUUUAACAAAUUGCACGAAACUGGAAUCGUUGAAUAUCUAUCAUUGUCGUAAUCUAAAAUCCAUUGAUUCUCUGUCUCAUGAAGUCAAGCAAUCAUGUAAUCUUCCUCUAUCAAAAUUAGCUUGUUUACAUAAUUCAAUUGAUUCACUAUUUAUUUUUGAAAUCUUUGAGAUGUCAAAAUCUAAUCUAUCUAGAUUGAUCUUGGAUAAUGUUGAUUCAAAUAUGAUUCAAUACGUGAGCAAUUAUUGUAAAAAUAUUGAAUAUUUGGCUAUUAAUAUUAAUUCAGAGAUUAUUAAAACAAUUUGUCUAUUAACAAAUCUUAAUAUCAAACAUUUUGUUUUUUAUUCUCGUCCAACUUCUACCAUUACACCUUCCACUGAUUUAUUAAAAUUUUUUGGUUUAUCAUUACCUCCGAGUUUAGAUUCACUUGAUUUAGAUUUUAAUAUUACUACUGAUGGUUUAAAUGAAAUUUUAAACUUUACUCAAGCUAGAAUUAAAAGUUUAGGUUUAAAAUUACCUCGACCUUUUGAUAAUGUUGGAAUUAAUGAUGAAUUUUUAAAUAUUAUUCUUAAGCAUUCGAUGUCUAAUGGUGGAAUUUUAAAAGAAUUAAGAAUAGAUAGGGGAAGGGAAUUUUUGGUCAAUAAGCAUUUUUCAAAAGAGAUGUUGGCAAAAGCAAAAGGUAUAUUGAAAAUUAUUCCUGAGUUUGAUAUUCCUUGGAAUACUUUUUAA